Capra hircus (goat) is the source of this 6474-nucleotide messenger RNA. It is a transcript of the gene DIPK2A, whose product is annotated as chromosome 1 C3orf58 homolog. Gene Ontology annotation, biological process: regulation of phosphatidylinositol 3-kinase/protein kinase B signal transduction; cardiac muscle cell proliferation. The coding region runs from base 2601 to 3893 and encodes 430 amino acids. The transcript has 3 exons. Lineage: Eukaryota; Metazoa; Chordata; Mammalia; Artiodactyla; Bovidae. The record is from RefSeq and is a predicted model, not a curated record. Gene Ontology annotation, cellular component: COPI vesicle coat.
UGCACCAGGCUCUUCUGUCCAUGGGAUUCUCCUGGCAAGAAUAGUGGCAUGGGUUUCCACUCCCUCCUCCAGGAAUAGUCUUGCAUUAUACCUCAGUUCUCUCAGUUUAAUCACUGGCAAUAAUUCUAAUGGAAUCAUUCACUCUAAAUAAAAAUAUAAAAUAUAUGUAGUGUUUUUAUUGUUUUAAAGCAAUUCCACAUAUAUCCUCUAGUAUUAAUUGAACAUUAUCUAAUGACAGGAAGAAAGUAUGUUAGGGAUAAGAAUUUAGCAGUUUAGUAAUAACUUGCCCAGUUUACAAAUCAGCAAAGACAGCAGCAAAGCUGACAUCUCCAGACCAAUCACAUCAAACUCUCAAUGAUAUCCUCAUUGGAUAUAUUGUUCAUAAUUAAUUCUACAUUUCAUGAAGUUAUGGGAUGCUCUGAAAGUAAGUUAAGUUACUGCCAAAGGCUUCAAAAAAUCCUUAGCGUUAUCAAACUUCCUCAGCAGUCACUUUGCACAAACUGGAAGAACUAAAACCGCCCAAUUUGUUUGGAAUCAGUGUAACAUCAUUUAAUAGUCACUUCUACGCUGAAUAUAUUUAUUAAUUGUACAAGUAUGUUUUUUCCCCCAAAGUUUGAAUUCUUGUAUCAGGAAGGUCAAAACACUGACUACAACAGUACUUCUGGAAUAUAGCUCUUCCUUUUACAAGUAAACAGUGUUGAGAACACCACAAAGAAAGCAGUAGACUUUUCUCUUUAAGCCUGGAGAAUCCCAGGGACAGGGGAGCCUGGUGGGCUGCUGUCUAUGGGGUCGCACAGAGUCGGACACGACUGAAGCGACUUAGCAGCAGAGUUGAUUUCUAUAUGCCAAUGAAUGGGUCUCCUAAACAUCAUUGUUCAAUCCCUACCAUUAACUCGGUUAAAACCCAGAUGUUUUAACACCGCAUAAGGAAUCACUUGUCCAUCAGAAAAACUACUCAUUUUAAUUACUUUAGCGCUAUAACUGAAAAGCAGUAUAACUGCAUAUUUCAGCUACUGUAGAGUCUGGGUUCCCUUAAACGUCUACCAAAAUCAGGCGCUGGAGCUACAGAUUUCCGAGUUAUUUUUGCAGUCGUGGCGUGAAGCUGAGCCAAGGUGCAGGUGAGGAGCACCAGGCAGCUCGGGUCCCCAUGGCUACUGUCACAGCAACGCGUCGCGGCUCUUGGGGCAGGCCUGAGUCCGAGGGGGGAAUUAAGGGCCCGCCCGCGCCUCAAGGGAGGCCCUGGGACAGACUCCCCGGAGUUGAAGAAAACGCCUUCAGUGGAAGGAAACCGGCUGGGGAAGCUGGCGGGAGCAAAUUAGCUGCUAGUCCCAGCUCCUUCGCAGUGGCUAGGGCAGAUUUCCCGGAGACGCCAGGCCGCGUCUGUUCUCUCUUCAUCCUACUUUGCCAUUUUUUAUGACGCUGCCUCGCAGACUUCUCUUUUCUGGUUACCACUCAGCUUUAAUUUAAGAUGCUUUCACAGACGCGACAGAUGCCGAAGGUGAAGCCCCUAAACAGUCCCGCCACAACUCACGCCUUCUCCCACGUUUUCCUCGCAGGCCCGCCCCCGGAGUGAGCGGCGCGCGGGACCGGGGGAAGGCGAGCUCCCGCCGCGGCCUCGCCUCGCCCCGCCCCCGGGCGCGCGCCCCCACCCAUAUAAGGCCCGGAGAGCCCGCCGCCCCGCCUACUCGGCCUCCACCCCGGGCGCGCCGUGCAGAGGGCAGUGGCUUGCAAUAGGCUUCUGCGCCUCCUUUAUAUUUUUCCCCUUAGGUGACUUUCCACAACGGCGAAAAACAGGUCCCAGGAAAAAGGCAACAAUCUUAAAAGAGUAACUGUUACUAAAAGUAUUAAAUAAUUUCACUACAGGAGCUCGCGAGUUUACCCCGCCUCCAAAGCUCGAGCUCCGCCCCGUGGAGCAACCCUCCCCCCACCACAAAGCUGCCCCCGGGAGUCCACGCCGACGCUCUCUCGGCGGCGCGCUAGCUCCGCCCCUCCAGCCCCGCCCCCCUCCCCCCUCGCUCUCCCUCUGGAGAGUCAGCGCGCACGAACCGGGGCGUGAGGCGUCAGGGACGCGCGGGCACCUCAUCCUUCCCACCUUCCUACACUGUUGCUACUUUUCGGUGUGAGUCAUUUCAGCUUCUCUUCCCCUUCCGUGAGUCCCUCCUUUUCUCAGAGACCCCGCUCGUCCCGCAGGCGGCCACCUCCGCAGCAGCUCUCGCGCCCCCAGCGAGUAGUGCGCGUGCGCGCACGGCGGAAGCGGGCGCGCGGCCGUCGAGUCCCCGCGCUCCCUCCCUCCUCCCGUUGCUGUAUAACUUGACUGGCUCGGAGGAGGCGCCGCCGGAGUCGGAGGGCGGGGAGCUCGGAGGAGGGAGCUCGAGAGUUGUGGAGACUAGUGACUGGGAGAAGUCGCAGCCUGCUCGGGCCGCCUGCUUCCCGCUCUCCGUCUCUCUUACACACCUACUCCGCUUCCCGCCCCAGCCCGCGCGCCUUGCUCCUUCUUUCGCUCGGGGACCCCUGCCGGUCGCUCUCCGGGUUUCGGCGCGGCGGGGGCGCCCCGGGGGUGCCCUCGCCCUCCGGGUGCUGGCGGACGGGCGGCGGGCGGGAUGUGGCGCCUGGUGCCCCCGAAGCUGGGCCGCCUGUCCCGCUCGCUGAAGCUGGCGGCGCUGGGCAGCCUGUUGGUGCUGAUGGUGCUGCACUCGCCGUCGCUGCUCGCCUCCUGGCAGCGCAACGAGCUGGCCGACCGGCGCUUCCUGCAGCUCAAUAAGUGCCCGGCGUGUUUCGGAACUAGCUGGUGCCGCCGCUUCCUCAACGGGCAGGUGGUGUUCGAGGCGUGGGGCCGCCUGCGCCUGCUGGACUUCCUCAACGUGAAGAACGUCUACUUCGCGCAGUACGGCGAGCCCCGCGAGGGCGGCCGCCGCCGAGUGGUGCUCAAGCGCCUCGGUUCGCAGCGCGAGCUGGCGCAGCUCGACCAGAGCAUCUGCAAGCGGGCCACCGGCCGGCCCCGCUGCGACCUGCUCCAGGCCAUGCCCCGCACCGAGUUCGCGCGCCUCAACGGCGACGUGCGGCUGCUCACGCCGGAGGCGGUGGAGGGCUGGUCCGACCUGGUGCACUGCCCCUCGCAGCGCCUGCUCGACCGCCUGGUGCGCCGUUAUGCAGAGACCAAGGACUCGGGCAGCUUCCUGCUCCGCAACCUCAAGGACUCGGAGCGCAUGCAGCUGCUGCUGACCCUGGCCUUCAACCCAGAGCCGCUGGUGCUACAGAGUUUUCCAUCUGAUGAAGGUUGGCCAUUUGCAAAAUAUCUUGGAGCUUGUGGAAGAAUGGUGGCUGUUAAUUAUGUUGGAGAAGAACUGUGGAGUUACUUUAAUGCACCAUGGGAGAAACGAGUUGACCUCGCUUGGCAAUUAAUGGAAAUAGCAGAGCAGCUCACAAACAAUGACUUUGAAUUUGCACUCUACCUCCUGGACGUCAGCUUUGACAAUUUUGCAGUUGGUCCUAGAGAUGGGAAGGUAAUCAUUGUGGACGCUGAAAAUGUUUUGGUUGCUGACAAAAGGUUAAUCAGACAAAAUAAGCCUGAAAAUUGGGAUGUAUGGUAUGAAAGCAAAUUUGAUGACUGUGAUAAGGAGGCUUGCUUAUCAUUUUCAAAAGAAAUUCUUUGUGCUCGUGCCACUGUGGACCACAAUUAUUAUGCUGUUUGUCAGAACCUCUUAUCCAGACACGCCACGUGGCGUGGCACUUCUGGAGGACUCCUCCAUGAUCCACCAAGCGAAAUUGCCAAAGAUGGCCGCCUCGAGGCCUUGCUGGAUGAGUGCGCCAACCCAAAGAAGCGCUACGGCAGAUUCCAGGCUGCGAAAGAACUGCGUGAAUAUCUAGCACAAUUAAGUAACAACGUGAGGUAGUCUACGGUGAACUUGUCUUUGCUUUUCUUCAUUUACAUAGCACUGGCUAAAACGAAAACUUCCAAAAACUAUCUGGAAAAAUGAAAUUUGGAAGUCCUAUUUCCAAAUGCCUGAUAAACUUGCACUGACAGAGCUUACGGUAACAUCCGCCAAAAUAAGACAUGAUUUCAAAAAUCACACGAUGCUUCUGCAGAUAAGUUUGUUCUUAAACUUUGGAGGCUUGAGCUCUCGUUGACCGCUUCAGCCCCUGAAUGCCUGACUGGAUUAAUGAGUAUUGUUAAGCUAUUGGAAAUGAGUCUGAUAGUUACAUUGGCUUGUGUAUCAAAGGGUACUUGGUACUUGACUUAGUUUGCAUUACUGUCAUGAUUUUGUGAAUCUCUUUUAUUUACUUUGAAUAUCAAGUUAGAUUGGCCUGUUUUAUAGGCUACUUUUUCCUUCUGAUGUGUAGGGUUUUUUUUUUUUUCUCUUCCAUUUUUAUGUUUUUUUAUUAAAUUUUACACAUUCAGGUUACUAUAGGUGUUCAUUUACAGUUGGGCUAGUUUUCAUUCAGUGCUAUGCGGUACAUAUUUACUGUUAGGAUUCCCAGGUUUACUGUGUUUUUCCGAAAAAAACAGAAUUCAGUUUUCAGAAAACUGAAUAUUUUGUUGUGUAAAUACUUACAUUUCUUCCCACUUUCUGUGGUUUCACCAUUGCAUGAGAUCACUUGAGGUUAUUUAACAGUUACAUCCCUCUAUGCCAAUAAAUUAUAACUGUACACUAAAUAUGAACUAUGGCAUAUGUUGCAAAAUGUCAUCUUUGUCCCUUAAAAUGCUUUAAGAGUAUACUAGCAAUCUAUACCUUGAUGUUAAUUUGAGAGGAAAAAAAUAAUAAAACAGUAUUUUUUAAAUGCUAACUUGUCCAGGAUAGUAAUGCAUAUGCCAAAGAAAUAUUAGACCUAGUCUUAGAUUUUAAAAUUGGUCACCUACUUAUUCUUACUAUCCUACUUCCAGUACUUUGAGUCUGUCAUUAUUAAAUUCAUAUCUUCCUGGUUAUUCUUUAAUGUUGAAAAAUUGUGCUACUACUUCCAAAUAUAUGUAACUUCAGUUACAUUUCUGUAACUUCAGUGUGGUAGUUUUGCAAAAAUCAGCUUGGUAGUCACUGUUUGAGUUUAAUCUGGCAUCAUAACUUUUUAAAUUUAUUGAUGGACUAGUAAUUCUAACUAUAAAUAAAGCAGACAGGUUUAGCCAGUCUGUCCAACUUGGUCUCCAUUACCCAACUGUUAACCAUCAACAACAUCAAAUUUAAGUAUGUGGGUAAAAAUUAACAAAUGUGUGAAAUUUCUCUCAGCUGUUUUUUAAAGUUAAAAUAUAUGUACAUAUAAAUUGGCUAAAGCUAACGUAGGUAAUAUUUUUCUGUUUGAAAUCGUAACUUUUGUUUACAGCAAAGUUUGAUGUAGCGUGCAGUAUUUAGUUCUAGACUGAUCUUAUUCUAAUCAGAACGUGAUUAAAGUAUGCACAACCAAAGCCAAGUUUUUCUUUUUCAUUCAUUCAGCAACUAUUUAUUGAGCAUCAACUCUGUGCCAGGUACAUUACUAGCUGCUACACACUGUCUGAACAUGACAUAUGGUUAAGUAACUUUACAAUGAUUAUCAAAGACUUUAAUGUGGAUAUUUCUUAAGUUGAAGUAGCAUUCAUUAGGAUGUUGCUUUCAUGUUCUUUUAUUGUUGUGAUGGAUGUUCUACCUGUACUAUCUAUAACGGUUGCUAAAGAAAGAGCAGGAGGAAAUCAAUAAAGUUAACCCCAGUUUAAAAACUGGAAGAAGGGUAAGAUCUCUUCCUUAUAAAAUACAUUGCAUUAUGUUAAUUUUAUACAUUACAUAUGCCGACUAGCCCUCAAAUAGAGAUUGAAGUGUUGGAAAUUUUACUAAGCUGACUUUUUACAGCUUUGGAAAACUUUUGAGGAGAGUAGGUAAAAUUACUUGUCAGACGUUUGCCUCUUGCCCAAAACUUCGAAUAAAAUACACAUUUCAAAAUGGAGCACCUUUUAUAUUUGUAUAAGUAUUCAUUAUAAACCUUAGAAUGCCAGUCAUUAGAGCAGUUGUCUUACUGUUUAGCAAACAUCUAUCUUACUUUUUGGAAGGGUGACUGUGAUUGCAGAACAGGAAGUGAGAAAACACUGCCAGCAGUGAUUGCUUCUUGAGGUAGCUUUUGAUAACUACCAUUUCCCCCAUGAGAUUAUGUGGAAUUUCUUUUAUCUUUGGAAAAGUUGAGAAGAUAAUAAAAGAAUUAGGAAUUUUAAAUUACAGGGGAAAAUAUAUAUGUGAAAAGCAAUAAAUAUUUUGUUCACUUUGCUAUCGAGAUGUUCACUAUCAGAUAUUUAUUAUACAGUAGCAAUUUAUAUUUUUAAUCAUUGCCCAUUAAUAGACACAGUAAAAUAUUUUUGAAUCAGACAUUUGGGGUUUGUAUGUGCAUUAAAAUUGUCUUUUGUACUGUAAGUUACUGUUUAAUUUGAAUAUUUUAUCAGAACUGUCUCCCUGUGCCUUUAUAAUAUAAAGUUGUUUCUACAACUUUUAAUAAUCUUAAUAAAGAAUACUUUAAGAACCA